Molecule: messenger RNA, 6745 nt
Organism: Piliocolobus tephrosceles (Ugandan red Colobus)
Lineage: Eukaryota; Metazoa; Chordata; Mammalia; Primates; Cercopithecidae
Product: cyclic AMP-dependent transcription factor ATF-7
Exons: 12
Coding region: 149-1633 (494 amino acids)
Biological process (GO): regulation of DNA-templated transcription
Molecular function (GO): DNA-binding transcription factor activity
Source: RefSeq, a predicted model, not a curated record
GCGAGAGUUGAGCGCGCCUGGCCGGACGGGAGGAAAGUAUCCGUUCCGCCGAGGGGGGAAAGGAGGAGCUGGAGAGAGAUUGUAGGACCGAGCGCGGGCAGGCGGAAGGCAACGGAGCUACCAGCCGCUCCGCUUUGCUAUAUGAAAUAUGGGAGACGACAGACCGUUUGUGUGCAAUGCCCCGGGCUGUGGACAGAGAUUUACAAACGAGGACCACCUGGCAGUUCAUAAACACAAGCAUGAGAUGACAUUGAAAUUUGGCCCAGCCCGAACUGACUCAGUCAUCAUUGCAGAUCAAACUCCUACUCCAACUAGAUUCCUGAAGAACUGUGAGGAGGUGGGACUCUUCAAUGAACUAGCUAGCUCCUUUGAACAUGAAUUCAAGAAAGCUGCAGAUGAGGAUGAGAAAAAGGCAAGAAGCAGGAUUGUUGCCAAAAAACUGGUGGCUGCUGCUGGGCCCCUUGACAUGUCUCUACCUUCCACACCAGACAUCAAAAUCAAAGAAGAAGAGCCCGUGGAGGUAGACUCAUCCCCACCUGAUAGCCCUUCCUCUAGUCCCUGUUCCCCACCACUGAAGGAGAAGGAGGUUGCCCCAAAGCCUGUUCUGAUCUCUACCCCCACACCCACCAUUGUACGUCCUGGCUCCCUGCCUCUCCACUUGGGCUAUGAUCCACUUCAUCCAACCCUUCCCUCCCCAACCUCUGUCAUCACACAGGCUCCACCAUCCAACAGGCAAAUGGGGUCUCCCACUGGCUCCCUCCCUCUUGUCAUGCAUCUUGCUAAUGGACAGACUAUGCCUGUGCUGCCAGGGCCUCCAGUACAGAUGCCGUCUGUUAUAUCGCUGGCCAGACCUGUGUCCGUGGUGCCCAACAUUCCUGGUAUCCCUGGCCCACCAGUUAACAGCAGUGGCUCCAUUUCUCCCUCUGGCCACCCUAUACCAUCAGAAGCCAAGAUGAGACUGAAAGCCACCCUAACUCACCAAGUCUCCUCAAUCAAUGGUGGUUGUGGAAUGGUGGUGGGUACUGCCAGCACCAUGGUGACAGCCCGCCCAGAGCAGAGCCAGAUCCUCAUCCAGCACCCUGAUGCCCCAUCCCCUGCCCAACCACAGGUCUCACCAGCCCAGCCCACCCCAAGUACUGGGGGGCGACGGCGGCGUACAGUAGAUGAAGAUCCAGAUGAGCGACGGCAGCGCUUUCUGGAGCGCAACAGGGCUGCGGCCUCCCGUUGCCGCCAAAAGCGAAAGCUGUGGGUGUCCUCCCUAGAGAAGAAGGCCGAAGAACUCACUUCUCAGAACAUUCAGCUGAGUAAUGAAGUCACAUUACUACGCAAUGAGGUGGCCCAGUUGAAACAGCUACUAUUAGCUCAUAAAGACUGCCCAGUCACUGCACUACAGAAAAAGACUCAAGGCUAUUUAGAAAGCCCCAAGGAAAGCUCAGAGCCAACGGGUUCUCCAGCCCCUGUGAUUCAGCACAGCUCAGCAACAGCCCCUACCAAUGGCCUCAGUGUUCGCUCUGCAGCUGAAGCUGUGGCCACCUCAGUCCUCACUCAGAUGGCCAGCCAAAGGACAGAACUGAGCAUGCCAAUACAAUCGCAUGUAAUCAUGACCCCACAGUCCCAGUCUGCGGGUAGAUGAUGCCUCCUCUGGUGGAGAGGUCCUCAGCCAGAGCUCGCCCGCCCAAGAGCCAAGAGAGAUGUCAUCUUAUCUCCUCCCAUCUGCCUUGGACAUGGCAAUAUGGGUCGGUGGGAACUGUGUGUUGUGAGUAAUGGACAGAUAUGGGGCUUUUUAGCCACAUGGUCAUGUACGUUUGACACCUGUGCUGGGGGCCUCCCAGCCCCAGAGCCUCACAGAUCAUCCCCCAAGGGUGGGGUUUCUGAUGCACCCACAGCCAAAGGCCUUUCCAGAUGGUCCGAACAAUCACCCCUGCCCCAUGCACGUGUAUCUGUCUCUUUUAACACUAACCCUUGGCACUUCUAGGUUUGGGGUUUCUCAGUUCCCUCUCUUCCCACUAAGCUGUGGCUGUUACCUUUUUGUUCCUUACCAGCAUGCCACUUCCUGCCAGAUAGAGGGAGGCUAGAUUUGAUUUCAUACCACCCACUGACCCAGCCCCAGCCACCCCAUGGACUCAGGACUCUGUCUCCCAUAGCUGCUUAUUUACCCGUUUCCUUUUUCCCCUUCCUUAAUUCUAGUUAAAACAUUCAUUUACAGAGAAUAUAAGGUUACCUUUGAUGUAUGAAGUAGCAGUAUUUUCCAGUUCUUCCAUAAGCUUUAUUCCUUCUCCCUACCUGCCACCAAAAAAAAAAAAAAGCAAAAGAAAGAGACCCUCAAGAGUUCUAAUUCUUUCUCAUCUAUUUCCAGAGCUAUUUGGGUACCUCAUUUUGUUGCUUGACUUUAUCUAGUGUAGUGGUGGGGUCUUUCCCACCACCCCACUAGGCCUUGGCAACCUCGUUUUGUGGCCUUAUUAUUAAAGAUUGCUUGGUAGUGGAAAGGGAAGGGCCCAGAAUCUGACUGGCUGAUUCUGUCUCCUCCCCUCCCUCCUUCUUCAGUUUUAAUCAUCAGGGCAGACAGGAACAAAAUAUUUCAAAGCUUAGUCCAUCAGGUUAGGGAUCAGUUGAUUCCUUUAUGUUUUAUAAGAGUUUACUGGCCAAAGCGUACAUAUUGUCAUCUUUGGUCAUCUUUCUGCUCCUGCCUCUCCCUCUUCAUUUCCCUGUCAACAUACCCACCCCCCCACCCCACCCCGUCUCUCUUCUGUAACUACUUCAGACACAGCCCUCCUGGAGGCUGUCGUGUAGGGGACUCUCGAGUUCCCUUGCUCUACCCCAUCUCUCCCCCUCACACAUCUGUCUGCUUUUCUGAGCUAGAGUCUUCGGUUCACUAGUGCCCAUCACCAUCUGGACUAUCUUCUUUCUCUUUCACCAGGUUCCUAGCUUAGCCACUAGGUCUUCCAGGUCCUCCAGAGUUUCUUCAACCCAUUUCUGCUCUCUUCCCCUUACAGGCAGUGCUCCAGGAUCUCGAAGCAUCAUAGCCAAGGUCCUGAGUGGGUUUAUUGAAUAUAAGAUUGAAAGGAGGGAAGAAGGGAAGAGGGAAAGUACAGAACUGGCCCCCCGGCAAAGGACCCCAGGGUCUGGCCUGGGAAAUUGGUGACUAUUGCUCUCAACCAUUCUUUGAAGAGUUGGGUUGCAGAGGGAGCAGUUCAUCUCUCUUGUCCCUGUUUCUUUCACAUUAAGGCUUCUCAUCUCCCCUGGGCUCUGAACUAUGCAGUUUCUACCAGGACCAUAGGAAGCAAUUCAGAGCCAGAGGCCUGUGGAUAGAUAGGUCAGCUUUAAUUGCCUUUCCGUAUGAAACCCUUCCAGUUGUCCCAGAGCCACUUUCUGCCAUCUGUGCAAGCCAAGAAUGUCCUUCUCUCCAUCUUUCCUACCUCCCUCCAUCUUAAACAUACAAAAUAACUGCCAGCUUCCUUUCUUAUUUUGUCUCCAGAAUUCCCUGUCACAGGGGAAUGAGAAAAUGUUUUAAGCUACAAGAUUCCCAUUUCCUUAAAGUGAUAUCCUAUCCUAAUGAACUAGUCAGGUAGCAGGUUCUGCUGCAUUUGUUUAAAAUUUCCCCUCCUGCUUUUCAGAGCUGGUGCUAAACAGGCCACACCCCUAAAGACAAAGGAGAGAAAACAUGGUUUUCUCAUCCUCUACCACCAGGUACCCAACAGGAAUAGGCCCUGAAGUGAUUCAGACUAGCAAAUGUUAUGGCAGAUGGUCAGGAUGCAGGUUACCACAUCCAGGGACUUCACUUUUGCCUUUAAAAAUUCACAGCCAUAACUUGUGCUCAGGACUUCCCCUUUAGCCGGCUGCUCCCUGGGAUUUUCUCCUGCUUUUGUUUCGUUUUUUAUUGUCUUGAUUUCCCAGUAGCAGCCUUGCCCUAAAGCUUGACUGAGUUUAUGGCUCCUAAGGAGCUUUCCUAAGACUCUUGACUAUUUUUCUUCCGCCUUCAGUCAAGUGUUUUUACAGUUAAGAAUUAAUUUGCCACUGCAUACAUGUCCUGCCAGUCUGUCCCUGUGUUGGGUGACUAUGUAGAGGGUCUUUUUUAUUUCUUAGCCCCCAUGACUAAUUAUCUAGUCCUAACUUCAUUUUUAUCAGUGGGAAGAUAUAUACGGGACCUCAAUGAGGAGCACUGCCAGAACCACAGUAACAAAAUGGCACUGAAUUAAGGAAGUAGCAGGUCAGAACCCCCUAGAUAGUUCUUGAGUUGGUUCUCAGUCUCACUAAGGAGGCAGAACAAUUGCCUACCCUGAAACUUCUCUAAUAGUCAAAGGUAACAUCACUUACCUUAUUAUUGUUACCAGCCAGACCCAUCUGGACCAGAACCAAACAUCAUGGAAGGUGUCACUUGGUCCUUCCUAAAGUCCAUGGCCUUUCUAGAGGCCUAAGGGAGGACACUUUCAGAAAGGAGCUGAGUGUAUGGUGGGUGUCCUGAAUUCAUUCACGUGAAUACAGGACUCAGACUUCCCACCCCACUCCAAUGUGAGUGCUCAUUACACAGGCACUCUAGCUAGCUGCCACGUACCCAAGGCCAAAGAGGAAGGGGACAGAACCAGGUCUUCUGGUCUGCUCACUUUCUGCCCCAUUCCCCUAACAGAAAGCUUGCUUAGAGUUGAAAAGUCUGAGAAAGGCUCCCACACUACUAGAGAGGCCACCAAAAAAAAGUCAUGCCCCCUUUACUUACUCUUUUGCUGCUGUUUAUGCACCCCAAAUCUGACUUCCUUAGCCUUCACCUGCCUCCUUGGCCCCAAGCAUUAGACCAUGUACUCUAAGUAGUGGUUAAAGAGGGACUGGGCAAACUGAACCUCCUCCCGCUCACUUCUCUAUCCCUGUCCCAUCGGUUUUGGCUCCUUUCUUGAUUCACUGCCCUCUGGCACCACCCAUCCUGGUAGAUGGAGAGUGCUUAACCCCAACCAUGCUCUAUGUACAGCCUGAACCACCAAGCAGACACCAAAAAAAUUCUUCCUGUGGUUUCUGGGGCUCCCCUGCUCCACACUGAGAGGCUCCUUAAAGGUGCUAGCCCCUGAGACAGCUAUCCCCACCAGUUUUCUCCUUUUUUUAUAACUUUCUUCCCAUCCCCAAAUCAUUAAUUUUUCAUUAAUAUUGUACAUUGUAUACACAGGAAGGAAAUAUGUUAUUUUUUUUAAUUUCAUAACCAAUCUGUUUAGAUUCCAGUCUUCCUAGCUAUAUCACAUAUGCCUUGUUGAUAUGUUCUUUCUGCUUUCUUUAGACUUAAUGUUUGAUGGGGGUGGGGGUGUUUGGAAGAACAGGAAAGGUGGGGAUCCUAAGGCAGAUUAAAGGACUCCCUCCACCCCACUACAGCCUCCCACAACUCUAGUCAUCCCUCUCAUAGUACAGGACUGAUUUCUCUGUGUCUGUUUGUACACACAAAUGUGCAUACAGAUAUAAAUUGUCCCACCCCAUACCAAGGUGGUUACCCAGCAGGAAUGAGCAUAGGUGGCUGCUGGCCACCAUUACCACCCUCUGCACCAGUUGAGUUGUCUCUCUUUGGGGUAAAGUCCUACCCCAGAAUGAGAAAAGGCUGGGGAGAGUAGGGCAAGUUAAAGGAGCUUAUGUCCUUUGUAGAUGUAGGUUUGUAUCAUAGCUACUAAGGUUUAUUUUUUUUAAUGGGGGGGCCAAUAGCACAGAGAUAUCUCACUAGCAGUAGCUACUGGUGAGUGAUGUUUUAGCUGUAAUAAGUGGCUAUGAGCAAUAGUUUCACUGACUUUACCUUAGGGCAGUGGUUCCCAGAAUAUGGUCCAGGACCAGCAACAUCAGUGCCACAAUCGUCUGGGAACUUGUUAGAAAUACACAUUCUCAGGCCCCAUCCCAGACCUAUUGAAUCACAGACUCUGGGGGCAGGAUUUAAAAGCACUCCAAGUGAUUCUAAUGCACACUAAAGGUUGAGAACCAUUUCUUAGGGAUAAGCUGGGAAAGUAUUACAGGUGUGGAGGAUAUUUCAAAUACAUAUUUUGCCUUUGCACUAACAUUCUUCCAUUUCUUUCAGUCUCUUCCUCCAUUCCCAUUAAAGUAAUCCCCAUCAUAUCACUGAUCUCAAAAUCUAGAUUUGUCUUCUUUUUAGUCGUAUCCCUAAAACCAUGCAUUGGUCUGGACAGGAGUUGUCCCAUAUUCCCUUGCAGACUGGUCACUCCAUGUUCUCUGUUACAGUAAGGACCAGCCAGAGCUUCAGCUGUCCCGUUCCUCCCCGCACAACACACAUACCUUUCAGGCAGGGAGGAGAUGAGCCUCUAGCCCCAAGAGUGGAGGCUGCCACAUCCUAACAUAGUAUCUAUUGAAAAGGAAGCAGUGUGUAUCUAUGAUUAUAUCUCUGAUCAUCUAUAUAUUUUUGACAUGUAGCAACACCUCUCCAUCUUAUCAAGGAACUCGGUCUGGGUCUCCCCAGUGCCCAGUGGUGGCCUUUGACAGGUAGGAGGAUGCAGUGCUACAGGCUAUUUUGUUUUUUGUUACAAAACUGUCUUUUCCCUUUUCCCCUCCACCUGAUUCAGCAUGAUCCCUGUGAGCUGGUUCUCACAAUCUCCUGGGACGGGGCUGAGGCAGGGGCUUCGCUCUAUUCUCCCUAACCAUACUGUCUUCCUUUCCCCCUUGCCACUUAGCAGUUAUCCCCCCAGCCAUGCCCUCUCCCUCCCUUCCUUGCCCUGGCAUAUAUUGUGCCUUAUUUAUGCUGCAAAUAUAACAUUAAACUAUCAAGUGAACCACU